Messenger RNA from Sphaeroforma arctica JP610, 1600 nucleotides. RefSeq lists its product as hypothetical. Lineage: Eukaryota; Ichthyosporea; Ichthyophonida. Gene Ontology annotation, cellular component: endoplasmic reticulum; Golgi apparatus. The coding region runs from base 44 to 1396 and encodes 450 amino acids. Gene Ontology annotation, biological process: protein targeting to membrane; peptidyl-L-cysteine S-palmitoylation. The transcript is spliced from 5 exons. Gene Ontology annotation, molecular function: protein-cysteine S-palmitoyltransferase activity. The record is from RefSeq and is a predicted model, not a curated record.
ACCUGAUCAUAAACGCUUUAGUGCUGAGUAUAAAUAGCACACUAUGGAUGCUCUUACUGCCACUGGCACCAGUCCCUCGGUGGUAGACACAGCAGCGGCAGAAAUAAGAGCCACACUCGACGCAGACAACCUCUCUGUGGUUGUGUACUUCACAAUCGGGUUUACAGGACUGCUGCAAUUGCCUUUGAUUGUGGAUGCAAUUGACAGCCUGCUACCGAAUACGAUUGGCAGAGCAACACAUGCAGCUGUAUCAUGGCUGCUAAUUGUAGGAAUAAUAUCCGUAUAUCUGGGAUGCCUGGUGUUGAACAUUGCUAAGGUUCUCCCCUUCUGGCAAGACGAGUAUGGUAUGUCAAACAACACUUUUCUCAUACACACCGCAGUGACCAUGCUACUGGUGACCAACUCUCUGUCCCAGUACGCUCUAGCGGCAAUACUCAUACCAACCAAGGUCACCCGCCCCCACAGUCAAAAAACAACUGUGAAGCAUCAGAAAGGGCCCAGCGACCACCCGGAGUUACCCCGCGAGUUGGGGAAGGAGAGUGUUCUAAACGAUACGAAGAAGAGCACAGCAAGUGAUAUGGUACAAAACCCGGCCAAGACGUCGGUAGAGCACACUGCGCAUACCACCGUGUCUGAAUCGGAGUGUAAGGGUGACCAGUUGGGAGUUGUUCAAAGUAGUGAUGGGGGUGCAGAUACGUCGGAUGCGGAUCGAACAAGAGAUUUUGGGGAGAAGAACACGCAGGAGAUAGGACAGGCCGCGUUAAUGCCGGAGACCAAGCCAGGGGUGUACUGUAAAACCUGUGGGGCAGAGCGAACCCGCUGGCAAAACCACUGUCACACGUGUGGGUGUUGUAGCGCACUGAUGGACCACCACUGCCCGUUUCUCAACGGCUGUGUGUGGGAGCGUAACUACGUACACUUUUUUCUGUUCUUGGGACAUUCUGUGAACGCUGUAUUAUACAGUUGGUAUGUAACAUACCCGAUAUUCUACACCUGUUUCCUGGUGGGAACAUCGGAGAAGAGUGUCCCGUGUCAAGGUAUAGGACCAGCAUUGUCCUUUAUCGCUGUCCCGCUGACUAUGCUGGGAGGACUGGUACUAGCACUCUUCUUCUUUGAGGUGUUCCUACUCUACAUUCGAAUGUCAACUUACGAAUUCCUAAAGAAACUGAAUACAGACGGUCCUUGCUUCGCGAUCAGCGCCAUGCGCACAGGUCGCGCGUCGGAUUACUCAGGGCAGAGUCUAAACCGAUUCCAAAUUCUAGUUCGCAAUCCGGUCUCAUCAGCUGGAAUUUGGACAUGUCUUCUACCAAUACACUCAAUACGACUGCUAUGGACGAUGUUAAGCGACAGUGUCCACGGCCGAUUAAUUCACUCCAAACUCGAAAAGGGUUCAUAACCUAUCAUAGAAACUAAAACAAUAUUGAAAGCAAUACAGUCACAGUAAACGCCUCCGUGCCUCUAGCUUAGUGUUAUCUUGUAUCGAAGCAAUUAUAUCAAUAGUUUCCACGAAUAGUUUUGAGCUCUAUCUUGUAUCCAAGCAAUUAUAUCAAUGGUGUCCACGAACAGUUUAGAGCUCUAUCUUGUAUCGAAGCAAUUAUAU